This is a messenger RNA of Uranotaenia lowii, 625 nucleotides long. RefSeq lists its product as uncharacterized. The record is from RefSeq and is a predicted model, not a curated record. The coding region runs from base 62 to 541 and encodes 159 amino acids. The transcript has a single exon. NCBI's taxonomy places the organism in Eukaryota, Metazoa, Arthropoda, Insecta, Diptera, Culicidae.
CCUACUUUCAUCAGUUUCGAUUUGUCUUCUAAAGUUUUAAAAAGAACAAAUUCAAUUCACAAUGACGUCUCUGUACACACUAGCAACACUGGUGCUGGUUGCCAGUUUGUCGGCGGCCAUCGGUGCAGAUAACCAGGUCGAAUCCCAGAUUCAGGUCGUUCAGAACAUAGCUGCCUUCAAGGCCGCCAAUCCGGAUCUGCUGCUAGAACCACUGAACGUGUCCCGGCGGCCGUCGGUUCGCGGUGCCCUACAGCAAAUCGUCUACAGUGCGGGAUCUCGGCAAAGUGGAGACCGGCUGGUGGCCAUCAACUCGAACUCCCGCUACUGGUCCUCGCCCCAAGAUGUCCAGGUGGCGCUGACUUAUCCGCAAAGUGGAACGGGCUCGAUUGUUACGUACGUCCAGGUCGUUGUCAACCAAUCGUCCAACUACGGCCGGGGCUACAUCGCAUCCGGAGGAAUCGGACAGCGCCGGAUUCAGCUGAUCAUCGAAGCCUACAGCACCAGCUCGAUUAGUUUCACCGCCAAUAUUUAUGGGAAAUAAGCCGCACGGAUUUGUUGAUCGAUGAGACGGAAAAGACUUACCAAUGCUAUGCUUCAGUAAACUUUCUUUGUUAUAACUGUUAAA